This is a messenger RNA of Momordica charantia (bitter melon), 1343 nucleotides long. RefSeq lists its product as uncharacterized. Gene Ontology annotation, cellular component: plasma membrane. Gene Ontology annotation, molecular function: protein binding. Lineage: Eukaryota; Viridiplantae; Streptophyta; Magnoliopsida; Cucurbitales; Cucurbitaceae. The record is from RefSeq and is a predicted model, not a curated record.
UCCGACAUUAUUGUGCAACCCCAGUCCCCCUCCUGUAAAUUACAACCACGACCAAACAAAUUCCCGUGUGAGCCAAAAGUCAAACUCAAAAUUUUCCACAGCUUUCCCAACUUCAUAGGCAACAUAUAUUGAAGGCCACUCCUAAACUUCAACGAAAAUACCCAUUUCCUUCACCAAAAUCAAAAUAAUUGAAUCCAAGCGUCAAAAAAUCUCCACACACUGACUUGAAAACACGAAACUUCCAAGAAUUUCACCUUUAAUUUAUGCACUACGCCCUCAAAAGAGAUAUAAAAUGCCCAUUUUUGCUUUAAACUCCUCAUAUCUCUAGGUUCUUCUCUCCAUCGAAACAAUACGGCCGUUUUAAAAGCCUCUUACAGACGAUUGAGAUGAACUCGACGACCCAAACCGACGAUGUUUCGAACACGGGGUUGCAUUUGACAUCUAGAUUGGGGCAUGUGGACAUGGCAUGUCCUGAUAUGGUGGUGGCUGAGAACAAGAAAUUGGAGACGCCAUUUCAUGAAGCUUGCCGCCAUGGACAUAUCAAUGUCGUGAAGAUGCUUCUUGAGGCCAAUCCUGACGUUGCUUGCAAACGCAACUCUGAGAACCAGACUCCAUUUUUUCUUGCUUGCUCUAAUGGCCGCCUUGAUGUGGUUGCCUAUUUACUGGCUAAGCUUGGAAUCUCCAGCUGUUUGGAAGACGACGACGCUCUCGCUCUCGACCAAUCUUGUAUUCACGCCGCCGCAUCGAAUGGAUACACAGAUGUUGUGAGAGAGUUGAUCAACGCUAGUCCGAAACUGGCUCACGUGGCGGACUCAAAUGGAAACUUGGCGUUGCAUAUAGCGUGUAGCAAAGGGCAGAGAGAGAUGGGUUGGACUCUCCUCCAGCCAGAUGUGAACAUGGCCAUGCAAUACAACAACAAUGGCUACACGCCCCUGCACUUGGCCGCCAUGAAUGGCAAAGUUGCAGUCCUCGAAGACUUCGUGUCAACCGUGACUUCGUCGUUCUACCACUCCACCAAAGAGGGGGAAACCAUCUUCCAUCUCGUCGUUCGGUACGGCCGCUACGAUGCCUUUAUUUACUUGGUCCAUGCCUGGAAUGGCACCAAUCUCUUGCAAUCUCGUGAUCGCUACAACAACACUGUUCUUCACCUUGCCAUCGCCGGACAACGUCAUGAGAUAGCGGAGUAUUUGAUCAGAAAAACAGGGGUGGAGCUAAAUUCCCGAAACUACAGAGGCCACACCCCUCUCGACGUCCUCGAUCAACAGGCCCGCGAAACUCCCGAAAAUCGCCGGAUCGAGAGCCUACUAAUCAAAGGAAAGUUGUCCCUCUUUUCCGAGAAUUGA